GUAUAACUUUGGGAAGCACAAGAAGAGGCAGCACAGGGAGCAAACUUCUCUCUCCUGGUUGUUUUCUUUUGGACCUACUUUGCAUUUCAUAAAAGGACCUUACUGCUGACAGACUGUGCACAAGGGAUUGUCCUUUGUUUACUUUCUUCAUUCAGUAGUUACUUUCCCAAGCUUUUUUUUUUCUUCUUCUUGAUCUGCAGCGAUUAUUUUGUUUGUUGAUCUUAGCAUUUUCCAUCAGAUUGUUUCUUCACUUGCACGAGCUCUGGGGAAGGCGUGACCACACAUCCGAAAUCCCCUCAAAACUGAGUUCCUCCUCCAGCUACGAGGGAGUGUGGAGCCGGACCGACACACACAAAUACAAACACACACACACACACACCUGUUGUUGUUGAGGAUUCCCUUGGAGUGCAGUCAUGGACAUCUGCGUCACUGCUGCCUGAGGGAAUCUGUGCGUCCGCGCAGCUGCUAUCUGGCGGUGACCCCGGUGAACGUUACUGUAGACGCUGACCUGACCGUCCGGGUUAGAGGAGGGAGAUGUCAACCUACUACCCACGCACCAAGGACCUGACCCGCACCAGGAAGUCACUGACAGAUUCUCCACCGUCGUCUCCGUCCGCCACAGACAAAAACUACAGACAUGAGAGGCUGUCAAGAUAUGACUCCAGUGGCGAGAGCGCGACGGACAAGCCGCUGGGCCGAACCAGCUCUUACCAGCGGAGAGAGACGCGGCUGGCAGCGCUGACGCGACAGGAGCAAGACUCCACCGCCAAAGACUAUAAGAAGAUGUAUGCUGAAGCUCUGCAUGAGAACGAGAGGCUCAAGUCGAGGCUGCAGGACAGCAAGCAGGAGUUGGCCAAGAUCCGUUCCCAGCUGGAGAAAGUCACCCAGAGACACGACAGGAUAUCAGAGAGAUCGUCAGUACUUGAAUCAGAGAAGAGGGAAAAACAAGCUCUUGAGAAAAGAGUGUCAGACAUGGAGGAGGAAGUAAAGCAGGACGCCCCACUGCGGUUCCGCUGUGGGUACCAGCCCUGAAGGCGGGCUGUCUCGGGGGAGGGGGGAUGAUCUUAACGGAGCUCAAGUCAGACAACCAGCGGCUAAAGGAUGAGAACGGGGCUCUCAUCCGAGUCAUCAGCAAACUGUCCAAAUGAAAAAGAUGUCUGUGAAGCUCCCGUUCUGUCCGCGGACGCUCCGACCCCGCUGUGACCGCCGGUCCGUCCACGAGGUCCCGGGUUUGAACUCCUCUCUGAGCUGUGCCGAUGGGCCGGUCUGGCUGCAUUCGCAAGAGAAACAUUCUGAUAAUUUCUGCUUGACAGUUGGAAAGAUCCAAAGAAAUGUGCUUAAACGUUUUGGUCAAAUUUCAGAGAUAGCUUGAUGAGUUAUUAGAAUGUUUUUUUUUUUUCCUUCGUGUUCAAUAUUGGGACCAGCUGCACCACUUUGGACGACACUUCAAGCUCCAGUUCACAGAAAUCUGAAGCACUGUAGCUAAUAUUUUGCAUUCUACAUCGUGCAACACGUAAAAGUGUUGUAGUAUAUUCUUAAAAGUCCGAUUCCACUGUCGGGGAAGAACAAAUGUUUCUUCAUUCAGAUUCAGCUGAUUUCCACAGAGAUGCCUGAAAAGCGUCCGCACUGUGACGGAGACGGUCACGAGGAUGCAUGUGUUUUUUUUUUCAGGUGCGUUUGCUUUGACUGACAACUCACUCGUGUUUGUCAUUCAGCGGUGCUGCUCGCCACGACUCAGUGCCUCCUCAGAGCGAAUUUCUGAGCUCCGAGCUACACGAGCGGUAAACCUCAGACUUCUGUGGGUGUUUUCAGCGAUUUGUUUCUAAUGCAGCUUUAUAAGGCUCAGCGUAUCAAUGCCCAGGGACAGAAACACGUUGCACACAACACCAAGAAGCCUUUGGCAGAACUGCUCUUUCCAACUGGUUGGAUUUCAGACGAUUCAGUCCAGCUUUUAGCUUUCAGAAAAUUACUUUUGCGAGCCUUUUGAGCAGUAUGUGUUUCCCGCUUAACGAGCAUUCAAUAGUGUCUCCACUGUCUUCUUUUUUUUUUUUUUCCUCCGACACUGCUACAUUAGAUCUGAACGGCACGGCCCUGAGUGCAUGCACUUAGCAGCCUGCAGACAAAGCUGAUCUUUGAUCGCUUGGGCAUCACUCGCAGCCUGGUGUCACAUCCAGAACGGUACAGUUUCCAUGAGAACCUGAUUUAUGUUCAGCACAGACUCGGUCCUUUGUGUGCCUUUGGCUGCCGUGCAUCUUUUCUUUCUGCACAUCCUUUGCAGAGGAGUUUUUCUUGUUUCUUUCCUUUUUUUAUUUUCAGUCAGAAACGCAAAACAAAGGAGUGGCUGAACUGAGGAGGCUCUCUGAAUGUGUGUAAAUUAAAUGUCAGAUCUUCUUUUUUUUUCUUUGCAAUAGAGCUAUAUUUAUUUAUUUAUAGAUAUGAGUUUUAGUCUGUAUUCCUCACUUACUCCGUUUUCCUUUAAAAGGAAUACACAGAUCACUCCAUCUUUGUGUUUGGUGACGAAAGGACAAAUACCAAAAUCUCUGAAACCUCUCUGUCUUCAGCAUCAAUAACAAUUUAAAGUUUGAAGGAUAAGCGGCGAUCAGUCAAAUUUUAAUCAAAGAGCACACUAAUAAAGUGACUAAAAUCGUUUGUUGCCAGACCUUUUCGUCUGGCAGUUCAAUAAGAAAAAAUGUCAUUAUUCUUCAAUAUUUUGUCUCCAACAAAUAUUUGAAUCACAGAAGUUAAUUAGGUAUUAUUGACACAAGAAGUGAAAACUGUGAAAACACUCUGAUGUCAUAGGCUCCCUCGUGAAGUAAACCCAUCGUGAUGUCCCUGUCACUUUCUUCUUAUAGCUUUGAGCCCCACACACUAACACACACACACACACACAGAUUAUGUAACCCCCGCCCCCAUCAUUCUUCUAUCCCCACUGAGAGGGAAAUUAUUCGAAGAUUGCCACUUCUUAUGGAUACCGUAUCUGAGAUGCAGUGUUGGGUGUUUUUGUGAGAGUUUAGCUCAGAACAGGCAACGGCAUCAAAAUCUAAUCUUCAGCUGCAGGGAUGAGGAAAGUCUCCCUACUUCUGUGGGAUUUACGUGCCUUUUACGAUCCGGAAAGCCAUGUGAUCUGCAGCUUCACUCGCCUCGGCAUGAAUACUUGACGAUGGCUGACUUCACUUCCUACAUAAAACAUGAUCGAGCACUUAAUUCCAAACAACGCAGAGUAGUCUGGAAUCAUCAGAUCAAGUCCAGUCUCUGUAAAAGUCACCAGAUUUCUGCUCAUUUCUGUUUUCUCUCACUGUAGAUAAAAACAAUGCAUCUGGCCUCAAACAUGCAGAUGUCAGGUCAUCUCAGAAACGAAGAAGGAAAGUUCCUGAUGAUCUCAAAACUAUGACACAACUGUACUGAAAUCCUGAAGAAAUUAUUAUUAAAAAUUAUUAAUAAUUAAUCAGAACAAAAAUAUUGAUACUUCGGACGCUUGUGUGACCGAUAAUUGUGCUAGAAUAUCAACUUUUACAUUGUAGAUACAUUUUUGAAAUGUUUCCCCCUUUCAGUCUUAUUUUCUCCUGGUUGAUAUAUCUGCUUCUUUUCUCCACUCAUGUGAUUAUUAACACAGUUGUAUUGAUACCCCACAUAAUGCUGUUUGCUGUGGUGUCCCUUUCAUAGUUAGAAUUUUAAAAGAAACACCUUCAGUCUGUCCUCUUGAUUGAGACUGUUGCUCCGCCGGCUCUGGAUUUAGCUUUAUAUCAGAUUGGAAAGGAAAUCGGUGGUGAUAUAUAUUUCUAAUACUUUAAAAAAAAAUCACAUUCAGAGACUACUUGCACUGACAUGUCACACUGUGUAUAUCUCACCUCAGAGGCCUGAAAGUUUGUUGAAUCUCUGAAAACAGUUCAGAGCUACGACACAACUGGAUCACUUCCCUGAAAUCCCUUCGUUUCACCAUAUUUGAUGUGUUUAGAUUUACAUUUAUUGGGUCUGCUUAUUGGAUAUCGUGCACUAGAGAUCUGAAGGAUUUCGGUAUCUGCUGCCUCUUCACAUUUUCAGUCUUUUCUGUAUUCGUCAAACAGUGUGAUGGUUUUGGAGUCCAGCCAGGGAAGCACGCCGUAUCACCGCCGAUAUGUUUGAUCACUUCCUGUAACCUGAACUAUAACGAAGAAAAGCUGCCGUAUGUGUCUCUCUCCACACGUGCUGUUGAUACUGUAUAAUAAACUACGCAGGAUAAUGUGUUUGAAAUGUGUUAAAUGACGGGCUUACGAUACACACACUGUUUUGUUCACUUUGCUUAAUAAAGUGUGAAAAGGGGGAAAAUGUGUCUCUGUGAC
Salarias fasciatus (jewelled blenny) is the source of this 4319-nucleotide messenger RNA. It is a transcript of the gene ppp1r12b, whose product is annotated as protein phosphatase 1, regulatory subunit 12B. The transcript has 8 exons. The record is from RefSeq and is a predicted model, not a curated record. NCBI's taxonomy places the organism in Eukaryota, Metazoa, Chordata, Actinopteri, Blenniiformes, Blenniidae. Gene Ontology annotation, molecular function: enzyme inhibitor activity; protein kinase binding; phosphatase regulator activity. Gene Ontology annotation, cellular component: cytoplasm; A band; Z disc. Bases 535 to 1032 code for a protein of 165 amino acids.